AUGACAAGUGGCAUGCAAAAUGCAAGUAAAAGUUAUGAAUCCAAUUCAAAAUUUAAAUAUAUUUAUUAUAAUGAUGAUGCAGUUUUACAAUUUUUAAUUGAUAAUUAUGGAGAAAAUUCUGAUGAAUUUCAUGCAUUUAAUAAUUUAAUUCCAUUUGCAUAUAAAAUUGAUUUUUGGAGAUUGGCAGUUUUAUAUAAAAUUGGAGGUUAUUAUUCAGAUAUUGAUUCAAUUUUAUUAAAAGAUUUAGAUAAGUGGAUUGAAAAUAAUGCAACAAUGGUAUUACCUGUUGGAUAUGCUUCAUUUGCUUGGUUUGGAUUUGAAUUUGCAUUCAUUGGAAGUAUUCCUCAUCAUCCAUUAUUGAGAAUUGCUAUGGAUAUGAUUAUUUAUAAUGUGAAAAAUAAGUAUAUUCCAGAAGUUCCUAGAAAAUUACAUGAACUUGAUUUAUUUCUUAAAUUUGUUACAAUUUCAGGACCUGUUCUUAUGGGAAAAGCUUUUAAUAGAUAUAUGAAUGAACCUGAUGAAGCUCCUCAUAAUAUUGUAAAGGGAAGAAGAGAAGGUUUUCAAUUUCUUGGAUUUUGUGAUAAUGGUAUAAAAUAUUUUACAACAAUUCCACAUCAGAGAGAUUAUAGAGAAUGUAGAGGUGAAAUUGUCAUACAAUUCAGAUAUGAGGAAUAUCGUCAAGAGAGGAGGAAAUCUUAUAAACCAUAUUGGGCAAGUUUUAAGGAAGGUAACAUUUUUAAAACUUAG
This is a messenger RNA of Naegleria gruberi, 747 nucleotides long. RefSeq lists its product as uncharacterized. The transcript has a single exon. NCBI's taxonomy places the organism in Eukaryota, Heterolobosea, Eutetramitea, Acrasida, Naegleriidae. Gene Ontology annotation, molecular function: mannosyltransferase activity. The record is from RefSeq and is a predicted model, not a curated record. Bases 1 to 747 code for a protein of 248 amino acids. Gene Ontology annotation, biological process: mannosyl-inositol phosphorylceramide biosynthetic process.